AUGGAACAGACUGACUGGUUUCCGAUGUUUCUAGUCGAGGCCGGCCAUGUACGUGCAAGGUUCCACGAUGACCACGAGCGCGCGCGAAACACCAUUGAUGAGUGUGUGGGCCACCAUGCUGUCGUUUUUCUGCCUUAUGAUCGCCACAUGGCCAGAGACGCGACAGAUGCGACUGCCGGUGCUGGAGACGAGUCUCCAUAG
Messenger RNA from Penicillium pulvis, 201 nucleotides. RefSeq lists its product as uncharacterized. The record is from RefSeq and is a predicted model, not a curated record. Bases 1 to 201 code for a protein of 66 amino acids. The transcript has a single exon. NCBI's taxonomy places the organism in Eukaryota, Fungi, Ascomycota, Eurotiomycetes, Eurotiales, Aspergillaceae.